Brassica rapa (field mustard) is the source of this 591-nucleotide messenger RNA. RefSeq lists its product as uncharacterized. Lineage: Eukaryota; Viridiplantae; Streptophyta; Magnoliopsida; Brassicales; Brassicaceae. The record is from RefSeq and is a predicted model, not a curated record.
AUGUUGGAGCGUAUUAGCAUUUACAGAAACGACAGUGCGAAUUUCGGUUCCCACAACACUUCUUCCCGAACUACUAUUGUAUUCAUUGUUGUUGCUUUGAUUUGUGCGUUUGUUCCUGCAUUCUCUGUUAAAGAAACUGAAGCAAAAUCACUAUGGGAUACCUGUCUUCUUAAAAUCAGUCCAAAAUGUGCGUUGGAUAUAAUUGGUGUUGUCUUUGAAAAUUUAACCAUCACUGAUGCAUGUUGUCAUGAUCUUGUACAAGAAGGAAAAAUGUGUCACGAUACUCUUAUCAAAUAUAUUGCUGAGAAGCCGCAUUUAGUUGCCCACGAAACAGAGUAUUUGAAGAAAAGUGAUGAUUUGUGGACUUAUUGUGUCUCAGUUUCGCAAACUGCUUAAAAAUAUGUUAUGCUUGUAUUGAUCUACAAAAAAUUUAUUUAACUAUCGUUAAAUUUUAUUUGAUCAAAAAUCGUGGAUCAAACAGUAUGCAAUAUAAAGCGACCAUCAAGUGAAUCUCAUUAUAAAUGAAUCAAUACAUAUAUUAACUCAAUUGAAAAACAAUGUGCUAACCAUACAAGAUUGUUAAACUAAUAA